UCUGGUCACUCCUCUGCAGAACGUUGGCGCUCAGUGCCCAGGCAUCCCUGCAAGAGGAGGAGGGUCUGUCAAACUCAAACAAGCAAAGGGAGAGGAAAAAUUUCCCCCAGUGAGUGUUUGCCUCGUGUUUUUCCAGCCAGCAGAUCCAGAGCUCAUCUGAAAUGUAUUAAACCCUGGAGAAAGAAGGAUCCUCUGUAAUCUAGCCGACGCUCCGCAGAGGGAUCCUACUUGCUGCAGGAGGCAUACGUGUAGCAGCGGCUCUUCUGUCUCACUCUCAGGGCGAAUCAAGGUGUUUUGGGAAGAAUCCUCGUCGACUUGGGGUCAAAGGUCGUCAUUGUUGGAGCUGCUUCUUCAGUCCUAUCAUUCCCCACGCUGCGUACCGAAUCCAUCUCAAGCACAAAGUGAGCAGCUUUCACGUAAACACAGGAAGCACCUGUAGGCUCACACAGGAAUUACAAGCGUCAGAAAAUGUCUCGCUGGGGGCGUAAAAACGUGAAGAAGGCGCCUGAGGUGAUCCGCACGGUGACAGAGGGCCUGAAGUCUCUGUACCGCAAGAAGCUGCUGCCUCUGGAGCAGUACUAUGGUUUCCAUGACUUCCACUCCCUCAGCCUGGAGGACGCCGACUUCGACAACAAGCCCAUGGUUCUGGUUGUGGGUCAGUACUCCACUGGAAAAACUACGUUCAUCAAGUAUCUGCUGGAGCAGGAUAUUCCCGGGAGCAGAGUGGGCCCUGAACCCACCACGGACUGCUUCACUGCCAUCAUGCACGGGGAGGUGGAGGGCGUCAUCCCCGGGAACGCCCUCAUCGUCGACCCCAACAAGCCGUUCCGAAAACUCAACCCCUUCGGAAACACCUUCCUCAACAGAUUCCAGUGCGCCCAGAUGCCCAACCAGGUCCUGGAGAGCAUCAGCAUCAUUGACACCCCAGGGAUCCUGUCCGGCGCCAAGCAGAGAGUGAGCCGAGGUGAGCGGGGUGACAAAGGUUACGACUUCCCGGCGGUGCUGCGCUGGUUUGCGGAGCGCGUGGACCGCAUCAUCCUGCUGUUCGACGCCCACAAACUGGAGAUCUCGGACGAGUUCUCGGAGGCCAUCGGCGCCCUGAAGGGCAACGAGGACAAGCUGCGGGUGGUGCUGAACAAGGCCGACAUGGUGGGCACCCAGCAGCUGAUGCGGGUCUACGGGGCGCUCAUGUGGUCCCUGGGGAAGGUGUUUGGCACCCCGGAGGUCCUGCGCGUCUACAUCGGCUCCUUCUGGUCGGAGCCGCUGCUGGUGCCUGAUAACAGGAAGCUGUUUGAGUUGGAGGAGGAGGAUCUGUUCGCCGACAUCCAAAACCUCCCUCGCAACGCAGCUCUACGCAAACUCAACGACCUGGUGAAGAGGGCGCGUCUGGUCAGGGUUCAUGCUCAUAUCAUCAGCUACCUGAAGCAGGAGAUGCCGUCUGUCUUCAGGAAGGACAACAAGAAGAAGCAUCUCAUCCAUGAGCUGCCAGUGAUCUUCUCUAAGAUCCAGCUGCAGCACAACAUUUCUGCAGGAGACUUCCCCGACUGCGCCAAGAUGCAGGAACAACUGAUGGCUCACGAUUUCACCAAGUUCAAAAGCUUGAAGCCGAACCUGAUGGCGGCGCUGGACGAGCUGCUGUCCUGCGACAUCGCCAAGCUGAUGCCGCUGCUGCGCCAGGAGGAGCUGGAAGCCGGAGACCAGCCCGGCGUCCAGGGCGGCGCCUUCCUGGGGACCCGGGCCGGGCCCUUCACAGAGGGCGACCCGUUCGCCGAGGAGAACGGCGAGGAACGCGAGGAAGAGGAGGACUGGGUGGUGACCAAAGACAAGCCCAAGUACGACGAAAUCUUCUACAACUUGGCGCCCAACGAGGGCAAGCUGAGCGGCACCAAGGCCAAGGACUGGAUGGUGAGCACGCGCCUGCCCAACUCGGUGCUGGGCCGCAUCUGGAAGCUGUCGGACGUGGACCGCGACGGCAUGCUGGAUGACGAGGAGUUCGCCCUGGCCAGCCAUCUGAUCGAGGUGAAGCUGGAGGGCCACGGUCUUCCUCCAGAGCUGCCUAGCCGGCUCAUCCCGCCGUCCAAACGCAGGCAGAAGGGAUCGGAUGCUUAGAAACGCACCAGCAGCCCGACGGAUCCCGCUGCUGAUGCAGUUUGGCUACUGUUUGUGUUUGGUCGUAGUUACGACGGAGUCGGGGCCUCGCUAGGAAAAUGAAAAUAUAUUAUUACGGGAAUAAAGUCAUAAAAUUAUCACUUUAUUCUAGAAAUAUUUCAACUUUAUUC
This is a messenger RNA of Xiphophorus hellerii (green swordtail), 2279 nucleotides long. RefSeq names its product EH-domain containing 2b (gene ehd2b). Gene Ontology annotation, biological process: endosomal transport; endocytosis. The record is from RefSeq and is a predicted model, not a curated record. Bases 469 to 2109 code for a protein of 546 amino acids. Gene Ontology annotation, cellular component: plasma membrane; cytoplasm. The transcript has 7 exons. Gene Ontology annotation, molecular function: GTP binding; calcium ion binding; protein binding. Lineage: Eukaryota; Metazoa; Chordata; Actinopteri; Cyprinodontiformes; Poeciliidae.